AUGCCAUUCAUUCAACUCUACUUUUUUUGGUAUUUCUAUUCAACUUAACGAUCAAGCUAUAAUUAUUAAUAAGGAGUUCAAAUAGAAAUUCCCGUCAAGUACAAAUAACCGCUUUGCUGCUAAAAUACUACACAAUAAGAAAAAUACGUAAUUUAGCCGCUGAUUAAAAAUAGACACAAUGCUUUACGGUCACCAGACAUUUACCAAAGUACCUUCUGGUAUUUCAAACUUGGAAAAGUUGGCAUCAACAUCUUUGCCUUCAUUCAACGAGUUGCUCACAUCCAUCCCAUUACCUAAUGAAUUCAGGUCACGUCAAUCAUCAGUUGCAUCCUCUUAUGACAGUUCUCCUCAACAUCCAGCAACAAUAUCAGUACCAUAUUCACAAACAACUCCUAGGUUACGCAUGGUUCAAUACCUGCCAUCUUCAAUUUCCCAUGCUCUGCCUAAUCCACCGCAACAAUUCAUGCAACCAUACGCGGCAUACUCAUAUCAAACAUAUAUGCCAGCAGGAUACCAUUCACCAUGGGGUGGUUCUAUAAAUGGUGCUCCACCAAGUCAACAUAUCAUCGCUACAACUAUGACUAGUCCAACCACGUUGAAUGGAACCACAGCUUUUGAUAAUAAGAUACGGUCACAUUCCACUAGUGAUUUAGUUAUGACUGGAAAUGGUAUCUUGGUCAAGGACUCAAAGAGAAAACACGUUUGUAAGGUGUGUUCAAGGUCGUUCACUACAUCUGGUCACUUGGCAAGACAUAAUAGAAUUCAUACUGGAGAGCGUAAGCAUGUAUGCCCUUGGCCUACUUGUGACACUAGAUUUGCAAGACAAGAUAAUUGUAUGCAACAUUAUAAGACACAUACAAAUGGCAAGAAUAAGAGGUCAAGGACUAGCAAACUUUCAACAAAGAGCUUUUCUUGAAUUGAAAAGAAGAGGUUCUAUUAUGAGUAACGACAAACACUAAAUAUACGGUUCAUUUCUUGGUUUGGUUUUAAUUUGUUAUUGUUGGUUUAGUUCUUUUGGUUUAUUUUGCGUUGAAAAACGCAAACGGGUUUAAAAAGAAUGUAUUCAUUGUAUAGUAAAUACAUGCUGUAAACGAU
This is a messenger RNA of Spathaspora passalidarum NRRL Y-27907, 1095 nucleotides long. It is a transcript of the gene NRG1, whose product is annotated as Nrg1p. The record is from RefSeq and is a predicted model, not a curated record. Gene Ontology annotation, molecular function: DNA-binding transcription factor activity, RNA polymerase II-specific; RNA polymerase II cis-regulatory region sequence-specific DNA binding. Lineage: Eukaryota; Fungi; Ascomycota; Pichiomycetes; Serinales; Debaryomycetaceae. The coding region runs from base 179 to 916 and encodes 245 amino acids. Gene Ontology annotation, cellular component: PcG protein complex; transcription regulator complex. Gene Ontology annotation, biological process: regulation of transcription by RNA polymerase II. The transcript has a single exon.